ACCGAUACGAUAGAAUCGCUACAUAUAGCGAUAGCGAGCGGGAUACGGCAGCGCGUCGGGCAUGGCCGACAGGAUCCCGGCCGGCCCACCUGGAAGCGCGAGUCGGCGAGAGCUCGCGGGAAGCUUUCCAACAACGACCCCCUCUCCAACGAUGAUCCGUUCUUCGGAGGCUUAUUGCCUUUAAUUGUUCAUCCAUUGAUCCGUUCGUCCAACGGAACUGCAAUCCGAGGCCUUGCACAAGAAGCACCACUACAUCGCGCGAAGCGGAGCAGCGCACCCUACGAUCGAUGCAUUGGUGCUUUCAACGCCGUUCGAUCGAUGAGCUCGCACCAAGAACGGCCACCCGUGGAGGCCCCCGCUGAAGAGCCCCUGCUGCUGCAGCAGCAGCAGCAGCGGCAGGGGCUGCCCGAUGCUGAUGACCAGCCGCGCCCCGCGGCCGGGCGACGUCUUCGGAGCUUCCCAUGCUUCACCGCCUUGGGCUUCGGGCUCCUCACCUUCAACUCCGGCAUGGCCGUCUACCGCUCCCAGGGCGACCGAAGGACCGUCGCUUUCGUCGCCUUCUCCUACCUGGACCUCAUAGCCCUUUUCUCCUGCCUCAGGUUGUACGAGAGCGCCGAGCCCGGAUCGCUACUCAGGGACCGCCUGAAGGUGGCUGUCUGGCUACUCACGACGGCGCUCACUCUAUUGUUUUCGUACAAGGUCGCAGAGGUCAUGCCCGCGGCCGUCGCAGUGGUUGUGUGGCUCAUGGCGUUCGGCACAGUUGCUGGAGGGUUUUACGCGUUCUUUUGCAACGGCGACAAGCAAUAAUAUAUCUACUAUUAUUAUUAUUAUUAUUAUUAUUAUUAUAUUAAAGUGUCAAAAUUCUAUAACUAAGUUACUACAGAGGUUCUACGUAUAUGUAUAUAUAUACAUGGAUAUGUAUAUAUAUAUACUCCCUACUCCCUCUGAUAGUAAAUGUAGAUCGUUUUAGCCUCCUCAAUUAUUCUCUAAAUAUAAGUUAUUCUCGAACUUCUAUGCA
This is a messenger RNA of Phragmites australis (common reed), 1018 nucleotides long. RefSeq lists its product as uncharacterized. The record is from RefSeq and is a predicted model, not a curated record. NCBI's taxonomy places the organism in Eukaryota, Viridiplantae, Streptophyta, Magnoliopsida, Poales, Poaceae. The coding region runs from base 319 to 807 and encodes 162 amino acids. The transcript has 2 exons.